UGACUUGCUUUCCUCGACCCGUCAUCGUGCUCGUUUCUGAUAUAUAUCACUCGUCCUCUUCCCUUCAAUUCCCGAAAUGGGCCGCGUACUCCUAAAGGUCAUAAUUCUUGGCGAUAGCGGUGUUGGGAAGACGUCCCUCAUGAACCAAUACGUGAACAAGCGCUUCAGCAACCAAUACAAGGCCACCAUCGGUGCUGACUUUCUAACGAAGGAAGUCCUAGUAGACGAUAAGACUGUGACUAUGCAACUUUGGGACACUGCUGGCCAGGAACGAUUCCAAUCAUUAGGCGUGGCAUUUUACCGUGGAGCGGACUGCUGCGUGCUCGUUUAUGACGUGAACAGCUCGAAGAGUUUCGAAACGCUCGAUAGCUGGCGCGAUGAGUUCUUGAUUCAAGCUAGCCCUCAUGACCCCGAAAAUUUUCCGUUUGUUGUUUUGGGGAAUAAGAUUGAUGUGGAGGAAAGCAAGAGACAGGUCUCCCAGAAACGUGCUAUGACGUGGUGUCAAGCAAAGGGGAAUAUUCCAUAUUUUGAGACAUCUGCCAAAGAGGCUAUUAACGUUGAACAGGCAUUCCAAACUAUUGCCAAGAAUGCCAUGAACCAGGAAGAAGAGACUGAACUUUACGCUGACUACCCCGAUCCAAUACGGAUCAGCGACACCGCUGGACAGACUUAUGGGUGCAACUGCUAGGACAGGGUAUGCGCGGUGGCACCACAUAACUUAUCUUGAUGUCAAUUGGUCCGUUUGGUUGUGCCUCAGGACUUUCGCGUUACUGUGCAUAUUGAUUUUUGAGUCCAUGAUCGAGUCUUUCAUGUCAUUCCCUAAUUUACGCAAUGUGACGCAGCUACCGUGCAUGGCGACUCGUACUCACACUUGGUGUUGUACGCGUGGGGCUCUCGCUGCCAAACAUCGGUCAGACCUGAGGGCUUGCGCCGGGAUGGCUAUCACCAAUGGGCUUUGGAUUUACAAUGGAAAGUCAUUCUAGCUCGGCGUGUCUGACAUUCACGAGUUGAAGGAUCAAUAUGUACAGCGAAUUCAUUCCAUCGAAG
Molecule: messenger RNA, 1047 nt
Organism: Cantharellus anzutake
Lineage: Eukaryota; Fungi; Basidiomycota; Agaricomycetes; Cantharellales; Hydnaceae
Product: small GTPase superfamily
Exons: 8
Coding region: 77-688 (203 amino acids)
Biological process (GO): regulation of vacuole fusion, non-autophagic
Cellular component (GO): fungal-type vacuole membrane; late endosome; phagocytic vesicle
Molecular function (GO): GTPase activity; GTP binding
Source: RefSeq, a predicted model, not a curated record